AUGGGCAAAGCGAGGAGGAAUAGGGUUCGCGCCCGAGACAAUGCCGACCCUCUUUCCGCACCUUCGAAGCCGCCUGCCGACCCCGAGCUCGCUGCCCUCCGAGAGCAGAAGAUCCUCCCCGUGCUCAAGGAACUGCGCAACCCCGACGCCCAAGCUCGCCUCACAGCCGCUAAUGCCAUUUAUGGCCUCCUCGCUGAUGAUAAAUGCAGGAGGCUUUUGCUGCGCGAGCAGCUCCUGCGCCUUCUCAUCAAGGAUAGCUUGGCUGACUCGAACCCUGAAGUGAGGGCUACUGCGUGGGAUAUCAUUAAGAACGUUGCGGAGAAGGAGGAUUCCGGUUUCUGCAUUCACCUAUACAGGCAAGACAUCUUGCCCGCCAUUGAGUUUGCGGCUGACACGCUAUCCGAAACCCUCCAAUCCACACAAAUCCCCUUCGAAACCACAACAAAGGCCCAGCAGUCCAUAGUAUGGAAGAUUGCGACGGCGAUCUGCUCCCUGCUGGGAGCUCUUGGUGAAGCGCAAGAAGAUAUCCUCCAGGCCAUCACCAACAGCGACAAAAUUUCAAAGCUCCUCCUAGGUCUUCUGGCGAGAGAAAUUAUCGACCCCGACACCCUCGAUGAGUGCCUUUCUUGCACGAUGACCCUAACCGAGGACAAUCCGCCUCUCGCCGAAGCCUUGGCCUCGUCGCCGGCGUUCGAUCUGCUUAUGAAGCUCAAGAACCUCGACGGCUCUACAUCCAUACUUGUCUGUGGCGUCCUUCACAAUGUCUUUGCCGCUCUCGAAUGGAACGAUGCAAGCCCAGGCAAGGAUGGUGCGACGGACGAGAUACUCGUGCGACGGCUGGCUCGCACAAUACAAGAUUAUAGGUCUGCAGGACAAACCUCCGAGUGGGUGGCGCCGGAUGAGAUCGCUACCCUAGCACUCGAGAUUCUCGCCUCCAUCGCCAGUACCAUCCAAGAGACCUUAGCCGGGGGCCCGCGGCAUGGCCCGGGGGAUGAGGAGAUGGGCGAUGACAUCAUGGAAGAGGAUGAGGAUGAGGACGAGGGCGACAAUGACGAUGAUGAGUUGCCGUCCGACAUGGAGGGCUCGGAUGAUGACGACAUGGAUGAUGAUGAAAUGAUUGAAGACAUGGAGCUGGUCACAGGUGCAGAUGAUGACGACGGUAUCAGCAACCUUCCGACGCUCGAGGCCUUUUUGAGCAAGGCCUUGCCCCAGGUCCUCAAGCUGGCGAGUCCUUCCUUGCAGGGCCAGGCUUCGCCCGAGAUCCAGGUGCAUGCCGUAUCCGUACUCAACAACCUCUCAUGGUCUCUCGCUUGUGUCGAGUUUACGGAUGACCAGAGUGAGGGUCUCUUCAAGGCCUGGGUGGCCCCCGGCAGAGACAUUUGGACCCUAGUGGUGAAUGAGAUCCUCGACUCAGACACCAACGAUCUCGCCCUCGCCACCGAGGUCACAAGCUUGGCUUGGGCGGUCGCCAAGGCUUUGGGCGCCAAGCUGCCUCUAGGAGAGGGUCACCACCAAAAGUUUAUCGCCCUCUAUCAAGCCACCAAGAACAUGAUGGCGAGCGACGACCAAAACGGCGGGGACGCCCCCGGCGCCGAAGAUCCUUUCCAGAGUCUUGGCGUCAAGUGUAUCGGUGCCCUUGCUCAACUUGCUCGUGAUCCAGCCCCUCUAGCGUUGAACCGUGAUAUUGGUGUCUUCCUUGUCACGGUUAUCGGCGCUCUCCCCGAGACAGCCCCCGCCGAAGCUGUGGAGGCGCUCAACCAGCUCUUCGACAUCUACAGCGAUGAGGAUUCCGAGGGCGACAAGGUGUUUUGGCAGGACAACUUCUUGAAGCACCUUGAGGCAGCCCUACCCAAGACGAGGAAGAUGCUCAAGGGUAUCCACAAAAACGAGCCUAGGCUCAAAGAACUCAGGGACCGGACUGAGGAGGUUGUAAUGAACCUCGAGCGCUUCAUCCAGUACAAGAAGAAGAACGCGCCGUCUUAA
Molecule: messenger RNA, 1983 nt
Organism: Parascedosporium putredinis
Lineage: Eukaryota; Fungi; Ascomycota; Sordariomycetes; Microascales; Microascaceae
Source: the annotation of a GenBank genome assembly